GUGAUGAAACUUCAACAUUAAUGUGUUUCUAUAUAUAAUGAACAUUUAUAAAAUUUAUAAAGCAAAUUUGAGUUCUUAGAAUCUCCCCCCUUCAUUUGUUUUUCUUCAAACCAUUGCGUAUCGAGUGAUUCAUAAAAAAACAGGUCUUAAACAUUUUCAUUUGGAAAUGUGAUUGCAAAGAUUUUUCUGUUUAUUAUACAAAUGAAAACAUGAAAGAGAUAGGAUGGCUCGUUUAUUUAACCAUAGUUAUUUGUGUUUGCCAAGGAAACGAUGAUAAUUAUAAACAUUAUUAUUUGGAAGACCCAAAUUUGUGUUCAGCAGCUGAGUUAAAACAAGGAAAAAUAAAAUUGGAUGAAUCGAAAUAUACAGCGGCACAACUAUUAAACAAACGCCCAAAACAUAAUUUUCAUUGUACCAUUAAAGUAAAAACGACAACUAAAGGAAAUGGAAUAAUCGCGGUAAUUCAAGAACUAGGUUUACGGCGAAAUGAGAGCUCAGGACAAUGUAUAGACUAUGUGACGUUCAUUUCGGAGAAUGGAGUUGUAAGUCGAAAAUAUUGUGGAAUGUUGAAUGCUAAAUGGAAAAUGGAUCCAAUGUUUGUCAAUGAGGAAUCAUCUGUAGAGCCUGUUGAUGAAAAUACGUUUUUGAACGAUAUAAAUGCAUAUUUGAUUGUUGAUAUUUUUAUUUCUGAAUUGGAUAUUUCUAGAGAAUUAACUCCAACUACGAUUAAUAUUGUUUUUACUUUGUAUAAAAAAUGCCAAUACAGAAUGUUUGGCCAAUAUGAACCAUGUCUUGAUGAUGGGGAUGUGUGUAUAAAACCUUGGUAUUUCAAUGACAGAAUUAUAAAUUGUCCAUAUGCAGGAUGUGUAGAUGAGGGUGGAUGUAGAAUACAGAGUACAUACAACGACAAAUUAUCAAUUGGUAGUAAAGUGAUAAUAAGCUCUAUGUCUUCCUUAGUAAUUUCUUUCGUCGUUUUCGUUAUUUGUAUUUAUUUGUGCAGAAAGUAUAAAAAACUUUGUUGGUCUGAAGAUUGGUCACAACCUCAACAGUCUUCAGAGGCUCAAACGCCAAGAGUUAUAGAAAUGAAUGAACAACCAUCUCAAUCCCAAGAACAAACUGAUGAUAGAAAUGUAGUAAAGGAUUUACCUCCAUCUUAUGAGAGUUUAUUUCCUGAUAGAUAAAUCACUUGACUUCUUACUUAUUUAUUUGUAUUUUAUUUCUUUUAUUAACAUUUGAGUACUAAAAUAUUAAUAACAAUAUUUUUGUGAUGUUUUUACAAAGAAAAAACUUAGAAUUUUGUAGAGUAUGUUAAAAAUAGGAAUAUAAAUUAUUAUUUGAAUAAUUUUUCAUUCCAAAAUUACGUAAAAGGUAUUAAAUUAAAUAGAAUUGAUUGCAAUGUGAUUGUACCGUAAAAAGAAUUUUAGACGUAGCUUUAGUAUUUUUUGGGGGAAUAUCUUUUUAUCAUUAAUUGUUAAGCUCCAAGAAUAUUCAUAAAUAUAUUUUGCUAUGUAACAGUAUUAGUAUUAAAUUUAUAUUUCCAUAAAUGCCUUUACAACAAGAAUAAUUAGGAAUAGUCCAUGUAAUUUUCGAAUAUUUUUUGUAAAUAUAUUGUAAUUGUAUAUUUUGUUGUAAAUAUAUCGUGCCAAUACGCCAAA
Molecule: messenger RNA, 1655 nt
Organism: Onthophagus taurus
Lineage: Eukaryota; Metazoa; Arthropoda; Insecta; Coleoptera; Scarabaeidae
Source: RefSeq, a predicted model, not a curated record